UUGUCUCAUUUCGCCGUACAGGGCGGGACGCGCGCGAGCUCCUGCGCUUGAGGGCGUGGGAGCAAAAGGGGAGGGGAGAUGUGAUGGCGACCGAGGGAGAGGCGGACGUCGAGGCUGAAGUGGAGUGGGUGGUAGAUAGCAUCGCCGGCUUUCUCCGCAGCCCCGCGUGGUCUAUUCCCAUUCUGGAGUUUGUGGAGCACAAGUGUGAAGUUUUUGAUGAUGAGGAAGAAAGCAAGUUAUCUUACACUGAAAUUCAUCAGGAAUAUAAAGCUUUGGUUGAAAAAUUAUUAGAUAGUUAUCUUAAAGAAGUUGGAAUUAAUGAGGAUAAGUUCCAGGAAGCUUGUAUGUCUCCUCUUGCUAAAACUCGAACCUCCCAGGCCAUUUUGCAGCCAGUACUGGCAGCAGAAGAUUUCAGAUUGUUUAAAGAAAUGAUGGUCCAGAAAAAUAUUGAAAUGCAGUUGCAGGCCAUUAGAAUAAUUCAAGAAAGAAAUGGUGUGCUACCUGACUGUUUGACUGAUGGAUCUGAUGUAUAUACUGAAACUGAAGAAGAAGAAAUGAAAAUACUAAGAGAGGUUCUUAGGAAAUCUAAGGAAGAAUAUGAUCUAGAGCAAGAAAGGAAAAGAAAUAAUGAGGCACAUGAUAAACUGAAAUCACCUGAUGCUGCACAUAAAUCUCCAGGACAUUUUAAUGAAAGUGCAGGACCUAAGAGGUCUCUAGAACACACUACAAAAUUGCCAGGUCCAGAAGCAAAACAAAACGAUAUAUCUAUUCAAGAUCAUUCCUCUGUCAAACUGAAGGAAGAUAGUUGCAGGAAAGCAGUUGGGGAUGUCUCUGAAUAUGUAACAAAGCAAGGAGUGCUAGAAGGACGUAAAUUAUCAGAACUUGGAGCAAAAGAGUUGAGAGAGCGUGAGGACUAUCUAAAGCAGAAACGAGAUGCAUUGAUGGCUUUGAAGAAGAAAUCAAAAACAAGUAUCCCACCACAAAAUAUAGAAGAGAAAGAAGAACUGUCCACUUCUAAAGAGGCAAUGUCAGAAGAAGAGGAACAAAGAUUGUUAAAGAAGCGAAUCCUUGCAGCAAAAUUAAAAGAAGAAGUUAUUAAUAAGCGAUAGUUUAAAGAAACUGCUUCUAAGGUUAUAUAUUUAACCAUGAACUGUUUGCUUACAACCAUUCCAUGCAUUAACUUGAUUUUAUAUAUUAUAAAAACAGUAAUUCUUUAAAUUGGUUCAAAUGUAGAGUGGAAAGCAAUGAUUCAAUAUUUUUAAUAGAUUCCACUAUUUUGUUUCUUGCUACUUCUGAUAUAUGCUGGAUCAGGCUGGUCACUGUUGUACUUUUGUUGGAUUUAAUAUUACUUUUUGAACGUUGCUGUCAAAUACUUUUAUUAAAACAUUAAAUUGGCUAAACUUAA
Pantherophis guttatus is the source of this 1405-nucleotide messenger RNA. It is a transcript of the gene CFAP36, whose product is annotated as cilia and flagella associated protein 36. The record is from RefSeq and is a predicted model, not a curated record. Gene Ontology annotation, cellular component: axoneme; ciliary base. NCBI's taxonomy places the organism in Eukaryota, Metazoa, Chordata, Lepidosauria, Squamata, Colubridae.